AUGAAUGAGAAUGAUUCAAACGAGAUCAUCGAACAGUUGGGCAUCUCAAAGAGACUAGGUAAUUCAAUACUGGAUGAACUAAACCAGAGAGCAUCCGAAACCAACCCGCUACUAAGGAAACAUGAGGAUACUGAUAAUGAGGAGGAAAGACCGGCAGAAUCUACUCCCACAGCACAUAAUCUUGUAUUCAACAAAGUGCACAACUUAAAUUUUGAGAACCUAACAGAUAAAGACCCAGAUUUUACGAUACAUAACGAUCCAUUGCACAAGAAGAAAUAUAAGUACAGCCCGAUCAAGCGUGUUCCAGAGGUCAAUGAAAUUACCAAAAAGAUAAGAAGACUCAAGUUAAGAUCGUCAUCGAAUCUGUCUUCCAGCGGUGGUUCGCCUGAGAAGCGCACUACAAAUGCAAGCAAUGUUGAGCAGAAAACUGAGCUUGCUCCAUUAAAGACGCCUAAUUUUCUUCGACCUACUUUCAAUUCCAUGAACCGAGCCAAGGAUACAUCUCAUAAAGUUGAAUCCAGUAGACGAACCUAUGGGAACUUGCUGCCGCCAACAUCCAGAGCAAUCCCUGCUGUUAAAGAGGCAGUACGGCAGGACUACACAAAAAGAUCUAUUUCAAUCCAAUUACCUAGGAAAUCGCCUGCCCCGCCGAAGAUACCCGAGCAGAGAUCGAUUUCGGACAGCUCUAGUAAUGUAUUCGAGAGGUUAUAUAAGCAGACUACUAUGUCACGAUCCAACUCGAUGGCAUUUGACCAACAGAACCGGAAGCAGUUACCAAAGAGCAGAACCAUAACAGGGCUCUCUAGUGUAGUUGGUGAUAAACAUAGGACGUUCCCAAGCAAGCAUUGA
Molecule: messenger RNA, 849 nt
Organism: Nakaseomyces glabratus
Lineage: Eukaryota; Fungi; Ascomycota; Saccharomycetes; Saccharomycetales; Saccharomycetaceae
Gene: SHE1
Product: She1p
Cellular component (GO): microtubule cytoskeleton
Molecular function (GO): microtubule binding
Source: RefSeq, a predicted model, not a curated record